Molecule: messenger RNA, 2533 nt
Organism: Penicillium brasilianum
Lineage: Eukaryota; Fungi; Ascomycota; Eurotiomycetes; Eurotiales; Aspergillaceae
Source: the annotation of a GenBank genome assembly
CGUGGGAUUGCCAGCCGAUCGAUCGUUAUGUAGCCGAUGGCCCGAACUUUUCGAUUUCAUCAACUUCACCCUCAUUUAACAACGUCGUUGAGGGAUUUCAAAAUAUUUGUCACAGAACAUGGCCACUAGCGCAAGUCCUGGGGCAUCAAAGGCAUCAAGGUCACGCUUCGGCUGUCGCACUUGUCGGGCGCGGAAAGUCAAGUGUGACGAGCGACCGGGAGAGUGUGGUAAUUGUGUUAGACUACGCUUAGUGUGCCUAGGCUAUGGUACAUCACCAAGGCAUCAAGCUCGAGACACUUCACAAGACGUGACGGUCAGCUCCAAAAGAAAAAGGACAUAUCGAUCUUGUACUGCUUGCCGCGCCUCCAAAACGAAAUGUUCAGGAGAGCGCCCAGCAUGCCGGAGGUGUCAAAACAAGGCUGUCGCAUGUGCCUAUUCCGAAUCUUCCCAACCUAGUUGGGUAGAACGUGUUGAAGCCACACCACAGAAUAGUUAUAAUCUUCUCCUCACCCCAGACAAUGAUAUUCGUGGCGGAACAUCCGGAAAUCUUUUUCAGUCAACUCCAACAGAAGUCGUUGAAAAGCAAGGCACGCCACAAUCCCCAUGCCCAUCAUAUCAUCACUCAUAUGAAACGGAAACGGUCGGGUCGCAGAUACCAUCGCUAGCUUGGAUAAAUGCACGUCAAUUACCAAGCCCUUGGCACAUAAGACUGCUUGUCGAGGAAUACUUCAACAACAUCCACCCCCUACGCUGCUUUGCUUUCAUUCACCGGCCUACAUUCCUGCAGAGACUUGAUAAAAGCAGUCAAUAUCAGCAUAAUGCCCUGCUCCAUAUAAUCUGUGCUCUUGGUGCCCAAUUCCAUGCACUUUCCUACAGUGAGACGGUAUCGCCACUUCCGUCGAAAUUUGUUUUAUUGGCAGGGAAUGAGUGGGCAAAGUCUGCCCAAAGACUUAUACUCCAGUCGCUAGAUGCUGUCACAAUCGAGAACUUGAGGGCAGCGGUACUUUUAAGCGACUAUGCCAUCCGCAUGGGCAAUUUUGCAAAUGCCUUCAUGCUUAGUGGUAUCAUUACGCGCAUGACCCAAGCGUUGCAAAUCAACCUGGAGUACAAUACAGAUCUUCUCUGCCAGAAUAAUGAAAUUGGCCCCUCCAUCACUGCCAGGGAAUCUCGUCGGCGGCUAAUGUGGAGUUGCUAUGUGAUGGACGCUCUGGUUGGAAGUGGAGUUGAUCAACUGACAUUGAUUGACGAGAAGGACAUGAAAAUUCAGCUACCUUGCAACGAGCGAAAUUUCACUCAGCAGAUUCCAUGCCUCACAGAAACACUCGAGCCUGGAAGCUGGCUGACGUUUGUUCCCCAAGAAGCUGACCACAGCACGAUUCUGCCGAACAUGGGAAUCAUGGCAUACUUUGUUCGGCAUGUUGCCGUUCGCAAAAGGGUCCUAAGGUAUAUCAAACAUCUCGAUCAUGCCAUGGUCCCGUGGGAUCCUAAGUCAGAAUUUGCAACGUUGGAUGCAGACUGUCGCGAAUGGUACGAAUCAUUACCGCCGAGUAUGCAGUUCACACCCAAUGCAAUAUACAUUCGAAAAGAUUCUGCGCAACUUGGGGCUCUUUGCGUCUUACAUUGUGCGCAUUACCAAACGAUAUGUGAUUUAUACCGAUUAGGUGCCCCAGCACUUUACAAGUUGCGAGCUGCCUUUGAAUUUCCACCUCAACAACAAGAUUUCCUGAGACACCUACAACAAGUUCUCUUUGAUGCGGCGAGGACACUAGCGAGCAUUAUUGGGGAGACAGCCCACCAUGGUUCGCGCAUGCUGGCAGAUUCUUGGCUUCCCACUAUCACAUAUGACAGCUGUCGAAUCAUGGUUUACCAUUUGACCCAAAUUCUGGACCCACGUGCUGAAGAAACGAAAAGGUUCACCAUCGAGACGAUUCCUCUCCUACGAAGUAAUAUCAAUUGUCUAAAACUCAUGGGAUCCCUUAGCAUGAUUUCAAACUCUUUGUGCAUUGCGGCUGAAAAAAUGCUUGACCGUUCGGGUAUAGGUUCAGAUGUUGUAGCUCAAGACAGCAUACCUGAUGAUCCUUACCAGCCUCAUGGAGAAGAGGAGCAGACUGAGAGCGUUCCGGGAACGCCAGUCCAGAGUGCACCUGACUACGUUUUGAAUCCGCUGUCCAUAUUUCGCAUGGCACGCAAGUCUAUCCCCGAAAGACACGCUCCUGAAAAGGCCACGACCUCCUCGGCUCCCAAUAGUGCAAAGCCCAAUUCGACCACUUAUACAGAUCCGCCUUCGGGUGGCGCUAUACAGCAAGCGGUAGACACAGGUACCUCCCACGAUCCCGAAGUUGGUUUGGGCCAGGCCAGCCUCGAAGAGCUCCAGACAUUGUUCAUGUCCGACUUGGGCUGGGCAUGGCAACCAGCAGAUACAGCCGUUGGCUCUGGUAUCGAGGCAGCCGGACUAUUGCCGUGGGCUGGUGGCUUUUCUACCACCCAGGCAGAACCGUGGGUACCUGCAUUUCCGUUCUCGCAACAGACCUAA